Messenger RNA from Spodoptera exigua (beet armyworm), 2535 nucleotides. NCBI's taxonomy places the organism in Eukaryota, Metazoa, Arthropoda, Insecta, Lepidoptera, Noctuidae. The record is from the annotation of a GenBank genome assembly.
AUGGCGGGCAUGCCCGUUCUGGGUAACAGCGUGGGCGCUGGGGAGCUGCGAGACAACAGCCGCGAGGCCAGCAACAGGUCUUCGAGUAGCGGUUCUCGUCGCGGCUCCUCCCCGCGCCAGCCACAGGCCACGCUUAGCGGUACUGGUGUAGUAACUCACACAGCACCAUCGUAUGAGGAACAGCGCGCAAACCCUGCGUUGCUGAGCCGUGGGGCGAGUGGCACGCCAGGGGGCAGGAGUGUGCGAGAUGAUGGAUACUGCUCAGCCAGCAGCACGCCUAGAGCAUUCGAUAACAAAUCAACGAAAGGCUCGGUUGUCACCUUGUCGUGUUACAAGAAGGAGCCCAAAAUACAAAUAGAAGAAGAAUGUUUUUAUAGUGAGCCGUCGAAAAAACUCAGAACGAAUAGUAUCAAACCGGACGAAGGUGACGGGCGCGAGACGUGGGGUACUGGUGCAGACUUUCUGCUUUCCAUCAUCGGCUUUGCAGUCGACCUCGCUAAUGUUUGGCGCUUUCCCUAUCUAUGCUACAGAAAUGGAGGCGGAGCGUUCCUGAUUCCUUACACGCUGAUGCUGGUGUUUGGAGCUGUGCCCCUGUUCUACAUGGAGCUCAUCCUCGGACAGUACAAUCGUCAAGGACCUAUAACUCUAUGGAAGAUAUGCCCAUUGUUCAAAGGCGUUGGAUUCUGUGCGGUGAUGGUGGCGUUCUACGUGUCGUUUUAUUACAACGUUAUCAUUGGUUGGGCCUUCUAUUUCCUGGUAUCAUCAGCUCGCUCGGAGCUCCCGUGGGUGCACUGCGACAACUCGUGGAACACAGAGCAGUGUUGGGACUCCGGUCGAGUCAAUGGCACCAACAGAACUGACGUUCGGUACCAAGGACCGCUGUCGCAUUUCACACCAGCUUCAGAAUUCUUUCACCGAGCAGUCCUUGAAAUGCAACAUUCAGAAGGUCUGAAUGACCUUGGCUUUCCGAAAUGGCAACUGGCGAUCUGUUUGGGAUUGGUCUACGUCACUCUCUACCUCUCCCUCUUCAAAGGAGUGAAGAGCUCUGGUAAGGUGGUAUGGAUGACAGCGACGAUGCCAUACGUGGUACUGUCGAUAUUGUUGGCUCGAGGAUUACUGCUGCCUGGAGCUACCAGAGGCAUAGCCUACUACCUGCAGCCAGAACUUACCAGGUUGAAGGACACACAAGUGUGGGUAGACGCAGCUGUUCAGAUUUUCUACUCGGUUGGAGCUGGUUUUGGUGUUCAUCUCUCCUAUGCCAGCUACAAUACUUUCCACAAUAAUUGCUACAGGGAUUGCUUGGUGACUACGCUGGUGAACUGCUUCACCUCAUUCUUCUCUGGGUUCGUGAUCUUCACAUACCUCGGCUUCAUGUCCCACAAGCAAGGAGUCCCGAUAUCAUCGGUCGCUACCGAAGAUAAAGAUAGUAGAGAUAAAGAUAGAGAUAGAGAUAGAGAUAGAGAUAGAGAUAGAGAUAGAGAUAGAGAUAGAGAUAGAGAUAGAGAUAGAGAUAGAGAUAGAGAUAGAGAUAGAGAUAGAGAUAGAGAUAGAGAUAGAGAUAGAGAUAGAGAUAGAGAUAGAGAUAGAGAUAGAGAUAGAGAUAGAGAUAGAGAUAGAGAUAGAGAUAGAGAUAGAGAUAGAGAUAGAGAUAGAGAUAGAGAUAGAGAUAGAGAUAGAGAUAGAGAUAGAGAUAGAGAUAGAGAUAGAGAUAGAGAUAGAGAUAGAGAUAGAGAUAGAGAUAGAGAUAGAGAUAGAGAUAGAGAUAGAGAUAGAGAUAGAGAUAGAGAUAGAGAUAGAGAUAGAUAUAGAGAUGUGGGCCCGGGGCUGGUGUUCCAAGUGUAUCCAGAAGCAGUGGCCACUCUGCCAGGAGCGAGUCUGUGGGCCAUGCUCUUCUUUUUCAUGCUAAUCAUGCUCGGAUUAGAUUCUGGGAUGGGUGGUUUGGAGUGCGUGAUAACUGGCCUUCUGGAUCAGGCUCGAGCCUGUGGCGCCACCUGGUUGAGGCGCGAACACUUCACACUGAUCGUAGUCUGCGUAUCUUUCUGCGUGGCCUGUAUCAAUGUUACUCCGGGUGGUAUCUACAUGUUUCAUUUACUGGACACCUACGCAGCUGGUAUAUCCUUGCUCUGCUCCGCGCUCUUCGAAGCGGUUGCUGUUUCUUGGUUCUAUGGUUUGAAGCGCUUCUCUGAUGACGUGGAGGAGAUGCUCGGCUUUAGACCGGGUUUAUAUUGGAGAAUAUGCUGGAAAUUCGUCAGCCCCACAUUCAUAAUUGGUGUGGUGGUAUUCGGUCUCCUGUACCAGCAACCGCUGCAGUACCAGCACUAUACGUAUCCCCCAUGGGCCGUGGUGCUCGGCUGGGGGCUGGCCUGCUCCUCCAUCCUCAUGAUACCCAUCGUCGCGAUCUACAAGCUGAUCUCCACUCCUGGGACUUUCCGACAGCGCCUGGCUUGCUGCAUUUCGCCGGAAUCUGAACACGAAGCUAUUCGAGGCGGCGCUCCUGUCAGCCGCUUCUCUUGGAAACACUGGCUCUAUAUUUAA